AUGGCCAGGAUGAUCUCCGGCCCCGCCAUCGGCUGGCGGAUCGUGCAGGGUCAGUGGGACCUUGCGGCGCCUGCCCUGGCGGUGUCCGCGGCCUCCGACUGGCUGGACGGCCUGGCAGCCCGCAAGCUGGACCAACAGUCGGUUCUGGGGUCCUACCUGGAUCCCAUCGCGGACAAGGUCCUCAUCGGCUCUGUCACCAUCGCCCUCACGAAAGCGGGGUCGCUCCCUGUCGCGCUGGCCUUUGUGAUCGUGGGCCGAGACGUGGGGCUGGUGGCGGGGGGCGCCCUCAUGCGGGCGCGGCAGCUGGGCUGGCGCUGGCCCGGGGCGGCCGAGUUCUUCAGGCUGGGCGGGGGCACGGCCGCGGCCCCCGUCUCCCCGCUCCUCAUCUCCAAGAUCAACACCGUGCUGCAGCUGGGGCUGGUUGGGGGGUGCGCCCUGCAAGGGCUACUAGGCUGGCCGUCGGGGGAGGCGCUCCUGUCCCUGGGCAUGCUCACGGCUGGGACUACGAUCUGGUCUGCGGCGGCCUAUGCCCGCGCCUUCUUGGCGGCGGGGGGAAAGCAGGCUCCUGUCGGAGGGAGCGCCAUAGCUGGGGGCUCCCUCCCGGCGCUGCCCCGCCCAUCGAGGGGCAAGCGGGGUGCCAGAGUCAAGCAGUGA
Messenger RNA from Auxenochlorella protothecoides, 654 nucleotides. RefSeq names its product putative cardiolipin synthase 1. The record is from RefSeq and is a predicted model, not a curated record. The transcript is spliced from 3 exons. Gene Ontology annotation, cellular component: membrane; mitochondrion. Bases 1 to 654 code for a protein of 217 amino acids. Gene Ontology annotation, biological process: cardiolipin biosynthetic process. Gene Ontology annotation, molecular function: cardiolipin synthase activity. NCBI's taxonomy places the organism in Eukaryota, Viridiplantae, Chlorophyta, Trebouxiophyceae, Chlorellales, Chlorellaceae.